Messenger RNA from Tetranychus urticae (two-spotted spider mite), 4522 nucleotides. Its product is annotated as protein strawberry notch homolog 1. Gene Ontology annotation, cellular component: nucleus. Gene Ontology annotation, biological process: regulation of DNA-templated transcription. Gene Ontology annotation, molecular function: histone binding; chromatin DNA binding. NCBI's taxonomy places the organism in Eukaryota, Metazoa, Arthropoda, Arachnida, Trombidiformes, Tetranychidae. The record is from RefSeq and is a predicted model, not a curated record.
UCUUCAAAAAUCCCUCUUUUUCAAGUCUCCCUUUGCAAGCCUGUUUAACUAACUGGAUUCACUUUUUGCUUCUCACUUUCUUCUUUCUCUCUCCCUUUUGUGCUUUUAUUGUGCUUCUACCCGGUGUUGUGAGCAACAAUAUUGCUUUUUUUUAUUUUAUUUAGUUAAUCAUCUCUUGGAUUGGUUAACUAUUAGCAGUUAUUUAACACUGCUAGUAAUUUACAAUCCACUAUGUCAAGUAAAGAUCUUCUCUCGGCAGCUCUUGAUGAAUGUGGUCUUGAUCUUGAUACUGUUCAGACUACAUCGAGUCAAGACAAUCUCAAUGUUUUACAUCAAACAAAUGAGCAAUCCAGCACUAUUAAGGGUCCACUUACUCUUUCCAAUGGGGCAACUAUAAAAACUGGAAAUUACAUAGUGUAUAACAGGCUUACUAAUAGUUUAGUUCAAGUGAAAGAUGGUAAAACCGUCGGAGUCAUACCAAACACAUUAAUCCAAAAAAAUGGAUCAGUGAAUGCAAGUUUGCUUGUUAAACCAAAGACUAACAUCGAAUUUCGAAAAGUUACUCCUGUCAGCAGUUUCGAAUUAAAGAAAAGCGUAAAUGGAAAUACCUUCGAAAUUCGCAAGAUCACUCCCGGUAAUAGUUUAUUAAAUAAUGUUGUUCGGAUCCAAGCUCCUCAAGCCCAGCAAGUUCAACAAGUCCAGCAAAUUCAGCAAAUUCAACAAACUGUACAGUCUCUGCAAAGCAAUCAUGUAAUUAGACCUCAGUCACAGCCCAUAGUCAACUCAAAGCCUGUUAUUACUGUCAAACCAAUUCAAACGAAGCAAGUGUUUAAUCCUAGACCACAAACCUCUGUCAGCACACCGGUUACUCGCUUACAACAGCCACCUCAACUUCUAGACAUUCCAGAAGAAGAAGCUGAGGAAGAAAUAUUUCAAGCUGACACCUAUGCUGAUUAUAUGCCCUCAAAGUUGAAAGUUGGGCUUAAGCACCCUGAUUCUGUGGUAGAAACAAGCUCUCUAUCUAGUGUUCGUCCUCCUGAUGUUUACUAUCGACUCGCAAUCCCUGAAGAUGUGGUCGAUGAAGGGAAACUUUCUGCUCUUCAAUUAGAAGCGAUAGUAUAUGCAUGCCAACAACAUGAAGUAACUUUACCUGACGGCAGCAGAGCAGGAUUUCUCAUUGGUGAUGGUGCUGGUGUUGGUAAAGGUAGAACUGUUGCUGGUAUUAUUUAUGAAAAUUAUCUUUUAGGAAGAAAAAAAGCAAUUUGGUUAAGCGUUUCAAAUGACUUGAAAUAUGACGCUGAGAGAGAUCUCAGAGAUAUUGGAGCCAAAAAAAUCCAGGUUCAUCCACUAAAUAAGUUUAAAUAUGGUAAGAUUACCUCUAAAGAAAAUGGAGGAAUCAAAAAAGGAGUUAUUUUUGCUACAUACUCAUCUUUAAUAAGUGAAAGUCAUACUUCAAAUCAAAAAUAUAGAACCAGGCUGAAGCAACUUCUCCAUUGGUGUGGAGAUGAUUUCGACGGAGUUAUAAUUUUCGAUGAAUGUCAUAAGGCCAAAAACUUAUGUCCAUCAGCAGGCACAUCCAAAGCCACUAAAACAGGUCUAACGGUUUUAGAACUGCAACGUAGAUUACCAAAAGCUAGAAUUGUUUAUGCCAGUGCAACUGGAGCUACUGAACCUAGAGACAUGGCUUAUAUGACAAGACUUGGUCUUUGGGGUACUGGAACUUCUUUUCCUGAAUUCAAUGAUUUUAUUACUACGGUUGAGAAACGGGGUGUUGGUGCAAUGGAACUGGUUGCUAUUGAUAUGAAGCUUAGAGGAAUGUACAUAGCUAGGCAAUUAAGUUUCGCUGGCGUUCAUUUCAGAAUUGAAGAGAUACCUUUAUCCAAAAAAUUUAUCAGGUUAUACAAUCAAUGCGUUGAUCUUUGGGUUGAUGCAAGAUUAAAAUUCGAAAAGGCUUUAGAAUUGAUGGAAGGUGAAUCAAAUAUUAAAAAAGCUGUCUGGGCUCAAUUUUGGGCAUCGCAUCAGCGAUUUUUCAAAUACUUAUGUAUCGCCUCUAAAGUCAAAUACGCUGUUAAUCUAAGUCGAGAAGCUCUUAAAGAUGAAAAAAGUGUUGUUAUUGGCUUACAGUCAACAGGAGAGGCUAAAACUCUUGAACAGCUUGAAGAGAAUGGGGGUGAACUAAACGAUUUUGUCUCAACAGCAAAAGCUGUUUUCCAAUCUCUCAUUGAUAAGCAUUUUCCAGCUCCUAAUCGAAAGAAGACACUACGCUUAUUAGGUUUGGACUCGUCUUCCUUUUUAGAAGAUUUGGGAAUUAAAAUCCAACAGAAAGGUGAUAGACAAGUCCUGAUUAGUGAACCGGUUAAACCUAUGAAAAACAAUAAAAAACCGAAAGGCAAUCGAGCUAAACGUAAAAAGAAGAUGGAUCUUGGAGGUUUUGGACUUAGCGAUUGUGACACCUCUGAUAGUGAUAAUGAAGAUACUAGUGAUAGUGAUGAUGACGAUUUCUUACAAGUAAAAUCAGAUGAUGACAGUGAUGACUUCUCUGAUGUAGAACCAUGGGAUUUAUAUCAGCAAAAUAAACUUAAAGAAGGUGGUUUAAAGCGCAAAAAAGAAAAGACAAAUAAUGAUAAAAAACCUAAGAAAAAACUUAAAAUCUCUAAUAAAUUUGAAGAGCUAAAGGCCGAAUUCAUGUCUGAACAAGCUGGCCAAGUAUGUGAAGAAAUGAGAGACGAAUUAUUAAAUAAUUUAGAGAUUCUUGGUGAAAUGUUGCCGCCAAACACUCUUGAUCAACUUAUUGAGGAUCUUGGCGGAUGUGAUAAUGUUGCUGAAAUGACUGGCCGAAAAGGUCGUGUUAUUUCAAGUGAAGAUGGUUCUGUUCAAUAUGAAUCUCGAACGGAACAUGAUGUACCUCUUGAAAUACUGAAUUUAACUGAAAAACAAAGGUUUAUGGACGGCGAGAAACGUAUUGCGAUCAUUUCUGAAGCGGCAUCUUCUGGUAUAUCAUUACAUUCCGAUCGUCGAGCCAAAAACAGAGCCAGAAGAGUCCACAUCACUAUCGAGCUUCCUUGGAGUGCUGAUAGAGCUAUUCAACAAUUUGGUAGAACUCACCGUUCAAAUCAAGUCAAUGCUCCAGAAUAUGUUUUCUUAAUCUCAGAUCUUGCUGGUGAACAGCGAUUUGCUUCCAUUGUUGCCAAGCGGUUGGAAAGCUUAGGUGCAUUAACUCAUGGGGAUAGAAGAGCAACCGAGUCUCGUGAUUUAAGCAAAUACAAUAUUGAUAAUAAAUACGGCCGUCAAGCAUUAGAACAAACUAUGAAAUCGGUUGUUGGUCUAGCAACUCCUCUUGUUCCACCACCGGCGAGCUAUUCAUCACCAGAUUUCUUCGCAGAUUGUAGGAAAGGUUUAAUUGGAGUCGGUAUGGUAGUCUAUGAUUCAGCUACUCGAGUCUACUCUCUUGAUAAAGAUUAUCAAGUCAUUGCGAAAUUCCUUAACCGCAUCCUAGGCUUACCUGUUGAGCUACAGAAUGCACUCUUCCAGUACUUUAGCGAUACACUCGAUGCUGUUGUCAAACAAGCUAAAAGACUUGGUCGUUAUGAUCUUGGAAUCAUGGAUUUAACAUCAGAGAUUGGUAAAGUUGACCGAAUUGAACAUAGAACUUUCAUACGUAAACAUUCAACUGGUGUAGCUAAAAUUGAGUUACAUGUAGUUAAAGUUGAAAGAGGAAUGUCUUGGGAAGAAGCUCACUCAUUGGUUAGGCAUUGCAAGACUCCCGAAGAAGGUUUCUAUUUAACGCAUUCGGAGCACAUGGUUCGCAAAGGAAUCUUAUUAGCUGUUAGUGAUACUAGUACUCGUAUGUUCAGCAAGCAGAUUUUCCGUAUUUAUAAACCCAAUAUUGGUUUACAAACCAAAACAGAGACACUCAGCAGUCUCAAAGAGCGUGGAUCUAAGAUAACUAUUGAAGAAGCAGAAAAAUUGUGGACAGAUAUUUUUGAAUCAGCCGAAAAAACUUGUGGUCAUGCACUUUGGUAUGGAAAUUGCAGAAGAAUCUCAGCGAAACUCACCUGUGAUGUUGGUCUUCGUCAAAGAAUGUAUCAUAUUCUUAGUGGUUCGGUACUCACUAUCUGGUCAACAAUUGAAAAAGCAGUGCCUCAUGUUCAAUCGAGACUUCAAAUUAUUCGUUUAAAAACUAAAGAUGGAUUGAGAGUUAUCGGUACUCUCAUACCUCCAACUCAUGUUGAUGCUUUGCUUGAUGUCCUUUCUCCAGAUGAAUAGGUUGUGUUAAAGACGUUAAUUUUGUUGUUCACCUUAAAUCAAUUUCCACAUGUCUACCUAUUCUUUUCUCUUUCUCAUUUGAUCUGUGAUCAUCAUUAAUCUGCACCAACCCUAUUAGAAUGACUCAACACUGAAACUGGUAAAUACAAUUGCAUAGUUUGCAAGCGAAGGUUAACCUCGGUUUACAUGUUUUUUUUUGUUAAAUAAACUUUGUAAUUGCGUUUUUGCUUAGAAAUUAAAAUUAGUUGUGUAAAUA